ACUAUAAAAGCAAUCCGUAAUGCCCUGGCCGGUCGUUCUCAUUUGAAAACAUUUCGCAAAAUGAAAUGUUCCAAGCGGCCGGUUGUUCUCAUAGCCCGCGAUUAUUGUGACCUGUGACAGAAGUAACCACUGACGUCACCUGUUAUAGCUCAGUUAUAUAGCUCAGUGGAAGUAACUCAAUAAAAAGUAAGAUGGCGGAAGGAAAUAUACGAAAUAACGAUUGGGAAAAUGACGACGAUUUAAAGUCUUUUCUAGAGAAAAAUGUUAUGCAAAAUCUAUCACGUAGAGAGAUUUUGGAUUUUGUCCGCCGAGAUUUUCCGCAGUACGCGUGGAGCUUAGGAACAUUAAGCAGACGUUUGAAGUUUUAUUAUAUCAAGUACGUUCGGUAUGAUACACCACUCGAAGACGUGGAAAGGGCAGUGCGUCAAGAGAUAGAGGGUCCAGGACAAUUGUUGGGUUAUCGGGCGAUGCAGCGAAAAAUAAGAGAGCAACAUAACUUAGCUGUACCCCGAGACCUAGUACACGACAUAAUGGGUUAUGUCGAUCCAGAAGGGCUGGAACGCCGCGGGAACGUUGGGGAAAAAAAACGACGAAGAGGUGCCACCGGUACUUUUACAUCAUUGGGAUCCAAUCAUACCCAUUCAGCAGAUGGGCAUGAUAAGCUCAUGGGCUUUAUGAAUGGCACCUUUCCUCUUGCCGUAUAUGGGCUACAAGACGUGUUUAGCAACUAUAUUAUAUAUUUGAAGCUUUGGACAUCAAACUCAGACCCAAAACUGGUGGGACGAUGGUACCUAGAACAAUUAUACAGAUCAAGAGUAAUAAGUAAUCACUUGAGGCUUGACAAGGGAACUGAAACAGGUCAUAUGGCCACUAUCCAUGCAUUUCUAAGGCAGCAUCAAGAUGAAGAAUAUAAUGUAAAUGGUGAGGACACUGUACAUUAUGGGCCAUCAACCAACAACAAGAUUGAACGCUGGUGGCGCGAGUUGCACCAUCGUCUCGAGAAGUAUUUCAAGAGACAGUUACUAAUGUUAUUAGAACAAGGCCACUAUGAUCAGCACAAUCAAACUGAUAGAGAUUUGUUGGCAUUUGUUUAUAUACCAAUAAUUGGAAAAGAACUGGAGGUGUUCAGAGAAACUAUAUGGAAUUCACAUAGAGUAAGAUGCCAAAAGGAAGCUCAGUUACCCAAGGGAAUACCAAAACAUUUAUAUGCAUUUCCUGAGCAAUAUGAAGCCGAGCAAUGUGGUUUCAGUGUAAGAAAAGAAAUACUUGAUGAGGCAGCCAAUCUCUCUGAAGUCAUGAGUGUUGGGGAUGAUUAUUUAACUCAUGCUGUACGAGAAGAAUGUGAAAGAAUUAUACCUGCAAUUGAUGAUGUAAAGCCAAAUGAUGCUGCAACAGCUUAUUUAUUUCUGAAGGCACAUUACAAUGUGCCAUCAGCCAGUUUAUCAGAAGUUAGUGAGAGCACCUGAUAUAGAGCCUGCAUGCUGUCCAUUCAAGUCUACAAAAAUGCUACAAAUGUACACAAAUAGCAACUCUAUAGUGAUUUUUUUGAACAAUAAUAGUAUAUUUGUAAAAAGACAAGGAAUGGGAAGACUUCCAUCCUGAGCAACAUAAGAAAUAUUACAGCUUGCAAUCUAUAAAUAUUAACCAAAAUUUAAGUGUUUUACUGUCUUUACAUGUAUGGCAGUAGAACAGUGCUUUGUGUUUUAAUAACGUGAAGUAACACCUGGAUGGGGACAGGUUUUUUCAAUGUAGGAUUGCGAGUUAGACACUGCCAACUUUCAGAAUAGUAUCUGUCCAAACCUUUUUGCUCAUCAGCUGCUGGUAUUAAGUUCAUUGAUCAUAUUGCAAAACUUGUUGCAGAUGUGUGCAUCCAGAAAUUCUUCAAUACUUAUAAAGGAAAUAUUGCCACAGCAAAAGUAAGCUUCACCACUCUCUGCACGUAAUUCACUAGUGGCAAUUUCUGGGUCAUAAAGGUGGUAACCUGAACCCUGAAGAUCAACAAGCAUGAGUUUCUUGGAACUUUGAAUGUGAGAAUAAUGCACUAGGCAUUCAGCCUUGUCAAUAAUUGUCAUCAUGUCAGCACUGCAAACCUAUUUACAAAUAUAGAAGCUAUAGUCAUAUGUACUAUAUGUUGUAUAUUUUUAGACUUUUAGUAUAUAAAGAAAUGUGUUUGAGUACUCUGUAUUUUGCCAUUGAACAUCUACACAUGUUAAUCUCAUAAUAUAACAUAAUAUAUAUAUGCAUGUAACUACAUCAUGACAGUUGGCAAAUUCACUAAAAAAUAAAGUAAUGUAACCAACCUCAGGU
Molecule: messenger RNA, 2307 nt
Organism: Dendronephthya gigantea
Lineage: Eukaryota; Metazoa; Cnidaria; Anthozoa; Malacalcyonacea; Nephtheidae
Exons: 6
Coding region: 192-1466 (424 amino acids)
Source: RefSeq, a predicted model, not a curated record